CGAUUUAUUUACGGAGAAAAGUUUAGAAUUUGUUACAGAUUUCCUUUCUUUUACUCCUCUUUCCACUCUUCCUUUUCGAAAGGAAAGUAGCGUUACAAUUAAAUAGUUAUUGUGUAUAGGACAUUUUUCUUUCUAUAUUUCUAUUCAUGUGAUCCAUAUAAUUACUUUAUACCACUAGUAUUUUUACAUAUGAAAUUUAUUUACACUCGAUGUUUACGCCAAAUUGGUGAAUACAUGAUAUAUUUCUUCUUCGUAAAAGGCACUUAACUGCAAUUAAUUAAUGUGUAUUACUAUUUCAAUUUUACCAUGAUAAAUUAAUAUAGUUUCAUGUGAAUGUUGGUUGUGGUGGGGUAAAGUAUUUUCGUAUCUUGACUCAUCCAUUCAGUCAAAUAAAAUGCAUUAGAUUAAUUUAGGAGAAGCUAUUUCUAAUAUUCCAAGUGUCGUUGAAAAAGUCUCUGAUAAAGUAGAAUAUUCCUAAUAAAUGUCAAAUGGAUCAUUCUAUGCGUAUUUUACCUAAACAAGGCAUUAACAAGUUGAAUAUGUAAAAGUCGUGCCCAAAAUUUGGUAACGUGAGAAGGCAAGUUUUCUAAUCAAACUCACAACUUCAUUCAUCAUACGUUAAAAAGUACACAUGACAGUUAUUCCAGUUAGCAACAACUUUUUUGCAAACUUGCUACUUUCGUCUUUCUCUCUUCAAAGAAACGCAAGUCUUUCGCAUAUCAAAACUAACCUAAGAAAAAAAACUAAGCCCUAAAUUUGCUCAUUUUGUUGUGUAAUACGCAGAGCUUGCUUGCAAAUUUUUGUUGCUUCCACAUUAUACUAAGGAAGCCCUAAUCUAAUCUGUCCUGAGGUAUUUUCAAUAGCUCUGUUUUGUUUCCUUCAUAUUUUCUUAUUUGUUUUGUGUUCAAGCAAAAACAAAGCCAAGAUUUUUUGGCAAUUCAAGUUUUACUAUAUGGUGGAAGAAGGUAAUUUGGUGCAACAAGAGAUGGAAAGUAAGAAAAAAAAAAUUGAAGUUAAGGGAAAGAUGGAGCUAAAGAGUACUGUAAAUGAAUUUGGAGAUGGGGUUUCAUGGUACAGAGGAGCAAUGCUAGGGAAAGGAAGUUUUGGGUAUGUUUAUUUGACAAAUUUGAAGAACCCCAAGUCGAAAAAUCGAUACUUGCCAUCAGUUAUGGCUGUGAAAUCUGCUGAAGUUUCAGUUUCAGGUUCAAUUCAGAAGGAAAGGGAAGUUCUCAACAACAUCAAGGGUUGUCCUUAUAUAAUUCGCUGUUUUGGUGAUGAAACUACAACUGGUAAGAAUGGUAUGAUGACUUAUAACUUAUUGCUCGAGUAUGGUUCUGGUGGAAACCUAGCUGAUAGGAUCAAGAAUUUAGGGAACAAAGGGUUGCCUGAAUUUGAGGUAAGGUCUUAUACUAGGUCUAUGCUUAGAGGGUUGCAUCAUAUUCACGCGAUUGGUUAUGUUCAUUGUGAUAUGAAACCUGAAAAUAUCCUGCUUGUGUCGAAUUCUAGCAAGGGAAGUAGUACUGAAUUUAGGGCGAAAAUUGGUGAUUUGGGAUUGGCUAAGAGAGAAAAUCAAAGUAAAAAGAGGAGAUUGGAGCCUUAUUGGAGAGGUACUCCGAUGUACUUGUCACCCGAAGCUGUAACUGAUAAUGUACAAGAGUCUCCUGCUGAUAUAUGGGCUUUAGGGUAUAUUGUGCUUGAGAUGUUAACUGGAAAACCUCCGUGGGAUCGGAAGGAAGAUAUGGUUGCCGAGGAUGUACUAAGAAAUAUUGGGGAAGGGCAUGAAUUGCCUGAAAUUCCUGGGGAUUUGUCUAAGGAAGCGAAAAAUUUCCUGAAGGGUUGUUUCGUGAGGAACCCGAGGUAUAGAUUGACAGCUGAAAUGCUGUUAAUACAUCCAUUUGUUGAGGGUUUAAAUGAUGAUGAUGGAGUUGAAGAACUAGAGGAGGUUGAAGAUAUAAACGAAGUUGAUUCUAUGCAAUUGGUUACUGACACUGACGAUGAAUUUUGCUAUUCUCAAGAAGAUUGGAGCUGCAUAUCUGAAGAGGAUGACUCCCUUGGUUACUGGUCGGAAGAUGACACAGAGAUUCCGGAGGAUGAAAUGACCUCUUCUAUUUCUGAAGAAGAGAUAUUAAAAGUAGAAGAAAGGAUGAGCAUUAGAAGCUCUAGCAUUGAUAGUGGUUUUAAUAGUAUGAUUGAUACAUCAAUGUGGGUAUCUUCACGGAAUCUAUCAACAAAUUCGUCGAAAUGUCCAUUAAAAUUUACAAUUCCUGCAGGUGUCUAGCAUUAGGUGGUAGGGUGGAAAUGUGAUUCAUUUAUUCCUUAUUUGUCUACACUCUCUGUAGAUCCUAUGCAAGUCAAAUUGACUGAAGUUUAGUAAUAUGUUAUUAUUCUUAUACU
This is a messenger RNA of Lycium ferocissimum, 2394 nucleotides long. Its product is annotated as mitogen-activated protein kinase kinase kinase 20-like. The transcript has a single exon. Gene Ontology annotation, biological process: protein phosphorylation. The record is from RefSeq and is a predicted model, not a curated record. Bases 953 to 2278 code for a protein of 441 amino acids. Gene Ontology annotation, molecular function: ATP binding; protein kinase activity. Lineage: Eukaryota; Viridiplantae; Streptophyta; Magnoliopsida; Solanales; Solanaceae.